Molecule: messenger RNA, 3041 nt
Organism: Trichogramma pretiosum
Lineage: Eukaryota; Metazoa; Arthropoda; Insecta; Hymenoptera; Trichogrammatidae
Exons: 18
Coding region: 75-3041 (988 amino acids)
Molecular function (GO): protein binding
Source: RefSeq, a predicted model, not a curated record
CGACAAUCGUUAAUUAAGCUUUUAACGAUAUCAAAGAAUUUUAGUAUUAUCAAACCCGUUGCAAGCUCGUUAAAAUGGCGCAAAAAGCUCAGGACGAAAAGGAGCAGAACUAUUGGCGCUCGUCGCUGAGGGUGAUGAAGGCUCGCUUCGACACUCAGCUGAACGAAAACGCCUUCGAGGACGAGCGCGACAAGACGAUUUAUCACGGCUUGAAGCUCAGCGUCACUACGGUACUUCACGACCACUUUGUCAGCGUCAUCUUCCAACCGGACAGUCAGGAGUACCUGCUGCUGCACCAAGGCGUCCAAGUCAAGCGCUACUCGAUGCAGGGCAAGGAGCUGCGACCGGCCGUGAAGCUGCAGGAGGCGGCGACUUUCAGCCAGAUGCGCUGGCUGCCGAGCUUCGAGUGCUACGUCUGCCACGAGCCGGCGGUGGCCAAUAUCUGGAUCGUGCGACGCGACCUCAGCAUCCUGCACAACAUGCCCUGCGACUUUCGCACCAAGGCCCUCUACUACGACGCCGACGAGAUGGCUCUACGGGCCGUCGGCUCGCGCGAGACGAUCGUACGUUCGUGUGCAUUUUUUACUUCACGCGAUGAUUUUGCUUUUGUUGCUUUUGGCACGAAAUACCUCAUCGACGACAAAGAAUUGGAAUUGAAAGCGACAAAGCCGCUGAGGUACUGCGACCCUGAAGUCGGACCGACCUGGCAGCUCGAGUGCACCACCUUCGUGCCGGCAUCCGAUACUCAACGUUCAUCGUCGCCGGCCUUUUGUUCGUCUUAUUCAUUCUCCAUAAGAUUAUGCGUUGAUGCAGAUAAUUUGCCGCUGCUGAUCUCGUCGUGUUCGACUACGGUCUACGUAUUUCCGUUGGAAAUUACCGACGAUAUGGAAUUCGACGGCGACAUCGAGUGCAUGAAAAAGCUACCGAACGCGUCCAAGUACGCGAUAACUGCCCUCUUUUACCAUCCGACCAGCAAAUGGAUCGUGAUCGGCGAUCAGCAAGGCAACGUGAGCUGUUGGACGCUCGAUAUGGAAUGCCUGUUGAGCUACGAAGGCGCCCACAACGAUCGCAUCAUCUUCAUCGAGCGACACCCAUCGAUGUGUGGCUUCCUGACCUACGCUCACACGGGACGCUUCAACGGCAAACUCCAAGUCUGGAGCUGCAAUUUCCGUCGACCGCUCGAGUGCUUUACCGAUUUUGGACAAAUAAGCUGGGUGGCGAUCAACGAGACAGCCUCGACCGCCGUCAUCCUCGGCAAUAAACUCUAUUACUUGAUCAUGCGACAGGCUUAUGACUUUUUUGCCCCUCUUUCGGCAAAAGCAAAAAGUCUUUUCUCGACGCAGAGUCCGAUGCAUUCGACGAAAUUGAUUGCCUGCAGCACGGACAAUACCGCGAGGAUAUUUUCCCCGCAAGGCAAGCAAUUAACUGUGCAGCUUUUACCUGAAGAUGGCUUCAACGUCGUUUCGGCUGCUUACAGUGGAAACAAUAAUCACCUUUAUACGAUAAUCUUAAAAAGCGGCGAAAUUCUCGUUAGUGACGUCGACGUUUGUCCCAUGAAAUUCAAAAAAGUUUUUGUCAAUGAUGGACCUCGAAUAACUUGUAUCGCGGUUUACGAGCAUUUCGACUCCGUUUUCGAUGAUCCGAAUCGAAUGAUAGGCCGAAGAAUUUAUUAUCCAAUCAACGUUAAAAUAAUUGCUGGCUCCGAGGAUGGUGGCAUUGCGAGUAUCAGUGCGUGCGGCAAACACGAGUGCUUCAUUCACGCACAUACUGGACCUGUCGUGCAGCUAAACGUGACAUCGUCGAGUAGAAUGCUGGUCUCGUUGGGUCGUGAAAAUUCCAUCAAAGUCUGGCGAAUUUUCUCGGACUUGGAUGAGCCAUUGGUUCAGUUUUACUCGCUGGACUUUGUCACCCCGAUUGCGCGAGUCGCUCUCAUGAGAUCGAAUUUGUGCAUAGCUGCAAGCUCCAGAACCGCCAAAGUCCAUGAAGUAAUUAUGCACGAUAUGGAAAAAAGAGUUCAUUUGGAACAUGCGACUCAGAGAGAUCACACCGGCUUCAUAUUGGAUAUGUCGAUUUGCGAGCCGGUCGAUAUUUGCGCAACAUCGUCUCUCGACAAUACUAUUCGUAUAUGGGAUCACCGAAAUACCUUGCUAAAAGUUCUGUUGAUCAACACUUACGCCUCUAUUAUAUCGUUUUCGUCGGUGAAAGGAGACAUUGUCUUUGGAGCAGGUCGACAUUUGUACACUAUUCCGCACAAAAAGUGUUGGUUUUUGCUUUUAAUUUUCACAAAUUUAUCGCCCAAAUGCCUAUCGAAAGUUCUUCGUCGCGAAUUAAACGACGGAGAUAUCGAGGACACCUACGAAGAAAAUACUGAGUAUAGAGUGUUUGAUAAGGAAAUCGACAGGAAAUUAUUGCUUUAUCCGUUUGUAACUACUCCAUUGCUUUGCUUGGAUAAAAAUGACAACGAGCUUCCGUCUGUUGAGGUUUUGAUUGUAAAACAAAUCUGUGCUCUGUAUGCGAAUAGAGAUAGAGACAUAAACGAUGUAAAACAUUUUGCAUUGGAGCCGACGAAAUUUGUUUCUGAUCGAGCAUUGAUGGAACAAGAGGUCUGGGAUAGAUAUGUCAAAAGUUUGCUCGGUAGUUUGGAUCGUCCUCUUCCUCCAGUACCCAAGCAUAAUUUCAAGGAAAUAGUGGAGAAAAACCGAAAAGAGAAGAAAGAUUUUAAUGAAAAGGGAUUGUUUCAAAUGCUUUACGGUUACAGCUUUGACGAACUUGAAGAAACAGAGCGAGACGUGAAAGAGUUUGUGCAAGGAACGACUCUUCGACUCAACUGCUUUUUACCUAAUUCCGUUAUUUACAGACCAAAACGAGAAUAUAAGCCUAAAACUCCUUCUGUGCAUACUGCCGUAGAGCCAAUCAAAUACCAGUAUCCUUCUGAAUUUUAUCCCCAAGAGGAAGAAGAAGAGGAGGCUGAACUUGAUAAAAGAGAAUCUAUUAGGCUUUCGCAACUCAUGGUCAAUACUGAAGCACAAACUGAAAAUUAG